Molecule: messenger RNA, 498 nt
Organism: Colletotrichum graminicola M1.001
Lineage: Eukaryota; Fungi; Ascomycota; Sordariomycetes; Glomerellales; Glomerellaceae
Exons: 3
Coding region: 1-498 (165 amino acids)
Source: RefSeq, a predicted model, not a curated record
AUGCCUUCCCUUGGUUGCGAAUCCGGAAGCGGCAACGCUUUUACUUCUCAGCACCAAUCUCAGAUCCCCAAUUUGAACCCAUCAGCGAGGCCCUUCACCCCCACGGAAUCGGCCCGUUCCCCUGCGACUACACCAGGUUUCAGAGAUUUGGCUUAUCACCAAAUCAAGGCUGUCGAGGCCGCUAAUAUUCUGGUCGCCAAAGUUCUCCCUCAUUUAGGUUGCCGUUUCGAUCGCGAGCGCACGUCCGAGCAAGCCUACCAGAAAAUCCAUACCGAACAUGUCAGACAGACUGAGCAUGCUACUCAAAAGUCCUUUGAUUGGCCCCAGUCCGUCCACUCGGCCGGUCUUUCGGCCGGCCUUGAUGCACCCAAGACACCGCCGAACCGUCGUAUCAAGACUCGGAAAAUGAGCCCGACGCCUGCUGCGCAUACCUUCGAUGAUGACGACGACUUCUAUCCGGGUGCCGAUCCACACCUCGUGAGAAAAGUUUGUGGAUAA